AUGUAUGUGAAAUGGUUUGAUACAGUAAUGUUUUACUAUGUAAUAAUUGUUUUUAAAAAAAUUUCAUUUUUUUUCAUUUUCAAAUUUGCCGCCGUCCUGUCGUCGCAGGGACCGGAACACAGAAGCCAGAUGCCGGCACCGGCCGGAGGAGGUGGCCGGGGACGCUGCAGGGGACGAAUCAUGGGAGCGAAGGACAAGGUAAGCGCUGCAGUGAAUCCCUGAGCAACGCUGCAUGGUAAGCCCGAGUGUAGCUCGGGGUUACCGCUUGUGCUACACUCGGGAAUACCGCCAGGGAGGUUA
Staurois parvus is the source of this 300-nucleotide messenger RNA. The record is from the annotation of a GenBank genome assembly. Lineage: Eukaryota; Metazoa; Chordata; Amphibia; Anura; Ranidae.